CCCCAGUGCCUGCAAAGGAGAACAAGGCAGAAGAAGACCUUAUUGAAUUCUAGAAAGUUAGCUAGCUUAUCAGUGUGGAGUGUGAACCCCCCAUUUCGGCGUUUAAAAUCCACCAAAAACGUCCAUAUCCCCGUUGUAUCGUUUUGACGUUCAAAGAUAAAUCCAAAAUUGUCUUCUCAUUUCUAAAUGUCUUACGACGACCCUGUCUCUCCUAGAGAUAUUCCUCGGCGAAGGCCAUCCUUUGCCAGCAACUUAGCGCAUAGUGUAGAAUCCUGGAGCUCAUCCUAUGCUAGAUCGCUUCAUUACUUGAGGUAUGCGUCGGCAGUAAAAAAAACUUUUGUUCCCUUCCUAGCACUGAACUGCUAUGUAUUGUUUCUUUUGCCCAUAGUGAAAACCUAACCGGAGUCCAUGACAUUGACGCCGAUGAAGAGAUACAAAACGUGGUGUUUGGAACGAACAAUGCAUCCCCUUCUGUCCUCCCCAGACAACUUCCUCCCAAUAUCAAUACCUCAUACUCCACAUUGAAUGAUGAUCAAAUUGACGAACAUACAUCCUUGUUACGGCGGAACCCCUCGGUGCAUUCUGCCAUAUCGACUAGUUCGGCUUGGUCUUCGACUACGGUCGAUACCCAAUUGAAAAGCA
Umbelopsis ramanniana AG is the source of this 642-nucleotide messenger RNA. RefSeq lists its product as uncharacterized. The coding region runs from base 187 to 399 and encodes 70 amino acids. NCBI's taxonomy places the organism in Eukaryota, Fungi, Mucoromycota, Umbelopsidomycetes, Umbelopsidales, Umbelopsidaceae. The transcript has a single exon. The record is from RefSeq and is a predicted model, not a curated record.